AUGCACUCGCGUCGACCCGAAACCUUGAAGAUUGACAUCUUCAAGUAUAGGGGAGUCGAAGAGGACUCCCUCCUGAGAUGGUUCGUCGAAUUGGAUGACACCAUAAGGGCGCGUCGCAUCGACGAUGGGGAAAUGCAAGUUGCAUUUGCCCAGUCAAAUCUGGCAGGGCGUGCCAAGACUUGGGCACUGGGGCUCAAGUUGCACGACCCGUAUGCGUUUUGGUCGUUGGAAGUCUUCAAGUCGCGGCUCAGACAAACGUUUGAACUGCCUAGAGCUGAGUUCAGAGCUCGAACCGAACUCUUGAAGCUCAAACAGGGUAAGCGUGAUGUGCACGCUUACGCGCAACAUAUACGACAUCUCACGAGUUGUAUAAGUUCCAAUCCGGUGGAUAAACACACGUUGAUUUCGGUGUUCAUGCAGGGUCUUGCGGAUGGUCCCGUCAAGACUCACCUGUUCCGGCUUGAACUAGAUUCACUAGAACAAGCCAUUUCCAUUGCGGAACAGGAAGACUUCAGUCUGAGACAGGCUCGCGCCAGGUCGACAUCAUAUCGUCAACCGAGACGAUAUGACAGCGGAGGUCCAGAGCCGAUUGAACUCUGUUAUGUGGAGAGCGAGAAGGCUCGCUCUACAGACUACAAGAAGUUGCAGAAAUGCAACAGAUGUCAAAAGACAGGACACUACGCUUACGAGUGUAGUGCCCCUCGUCCAGUGUCUCGCAACACUGGGCGUAGUGACCGUCCACCCAUGAGAAAGGGGCAGGGACGAGGGUCCGCUGUUGGUGCAAAGACGCAACAACGGGAUGGACAGUAA
Peronospora matthiolae is the source of this 810-nucleotide messenger RNA. NCBI's taxonomy places the organism in Eukaryota, Oomycota, Peronosporomycetes, Peronosporales, Peronosporaceae. The record is from the annotation of a GenBank genome assembly.